Messenger RNA from Eruca vesicaria subsp. sativa (arugula), 546 nucleotides. NCBI's taxonomy places the organism in Eukaryota, Viridiplantae, Streptophyta, Magnoliopsida, Brassicales, Brassicaceae. The record is from the annotation of a GenBank genome assembly.
AUGCCUUUGCUUGGUACCGAUGAGAAUAGGGAUGGUACUCUGCAGGAGGCUGAGAUCUCACCUGUGAUUGGAAACUUUGAGGUUAAGGCUUAUCCACAGUUACUGAAACUGUGUGGUGAUAUGGACUCAGCAGGGCUCCAUAAGUUUGUAUCAGACAACCGCAAGAAUCUUGCAUCACUAAAGGAGGAGAUUCCUGUGGCGUUCAAGGCUGCAGCAAACCUGGCGAGCUUGGUGUUGAACUCUUUGGAAGGUUUUUACCCCAUGGAGGCACCAAACACUGAUGGGAAGAAAGACGCUAACCUCUUGGGGAUGCGUAUGACCUGUAUCAUGUUGAUGGAGUGCCUUAGCAUACUGUUAUCUGGUUUAGACAGAAACUCCCUUGCUGCUGUUCUUUCAAAAGAUGUUAAGCAGAGAACAAAAGCUAUUGCUGAAGGAUGGAAUCCACUGCUGGGAAAUCUUGAGAUGGAUGCCUGCAAUGGUAACUCUUUGGAUGCGCAUGCGGUCCUGCAACUACUGGCCACUUUUGCUAUUGUUUCCGACUUUUAA